GAUGAGCUACUCGACGUAUUGUUCCGCAGAUGUGGGAAGCCCGACUGUGGCUAGAGGGCGGCGGUAGCGCCGGGAAGCCACAAGAGGCUGAAAAAUGAGGAUUACGGCGCUUUGAGGACUUCUUUUAGCCUUCACGUCUUAUCGGCCAGUGCAUCUCAGCUGCCACACGCAGGCCGCCUUUCCACCUCUAUCGCCGCUGCCGCCGCUGCGUGGUAGCCAUGGCGACCAGUGCUGUGCCGAGUGACAACCUGCCAACGUACAAGCUUGUGGUAGUGGGAGACGGUGGCGUCGGGAAGAGCGCGCUCACCAUCCAGUUUUUCCAAAAGAUCUUCGUUCCGGAUUAUGAUCCCACCAUUGAGGACUCUUAUCUUAAACACACCGAAAUUGACGGACAGUGGGCCAUACUGGACGUGCUGGACACAGCAGGCCAGGAGGAGUUCAGUGCCAUGAGGGAGCAGUACAUGAGGACGGGAGACGGCUUCCUCAUUGUCUUCUCUGUGACGGACAAGGCCAGCUUUGAACACGUUGACCGCUUCCAUCAGCUAAUACUACGGGUUAAAGACAGAGAAGCCUUUCCUAUGGUUCUGGUGGCAAACAAAGUGGACUUGGUCCAUUUGCGGAAGAUCACUACUGACCAGGGCCAAGAAAUGGCUGCAAAACAUAAUAUAACUUAUAUUGAAACCAGUGCCAAGGAUCCUCCCAUGAACGUGGAUAAGGCCUUUCACGAGCUGGUCCGUGUUAUAAGGCAACAAGUCCCAGAGAAGAACCAGAAGAAGAAGAAGAAGUUGAAAUGGAGGGCAGAACGUUCCGCAGGUUCUCACAGGCUCCACUGUGUCAUAUUGUGACCUCCUUCGUCCUUGAGCCAUUCCCACAUAACACACACACACACACAUACACAUUUUGGGAUGUCAGGGAACUCCUCAGCAGUCAGUUACUACUGGAGCACAAAAAGAGAGACAAGUUGGGGUCGGAGCAUGUUUGGGUGGAUGUACAGGAGGGGUCUUUCUCCUCCUCCAUUUUGGCCCCUUUUCAUCCCAGCCCACAGCCCCUCCAUGUUAAUAUUGACCCAGAAGUACCGAUUUGGUGUUUGGGGGGGGUGACAUCACAAAAAAAGGUUUUCUGGACUACUUCACCCCCCCCCCCCCAUCUCACCAGGAAGAAGAGCCCCCGUAUCGUCUGUGAACUGGUGCUUGUUUUAGUUGUGUUCUCUCUGCAGAGUAGGCGUUGGGGGGGGGGUGCGGCUUUGUGAUAUUUGAGGAGGGUUGAAGCGCGAGCGUCAUGUGGUCACAUGAUCAGAGGUGGAAAGCUAUGUGGAAGCGAGCGGAGACGUGACGCCAGGAGUCCGUAUUAUGUUGUGUGAGCAGUGAACGUGUGUGUGUGUGUGUUAUCAGCUGUGUUGUUGUCGUAAAUGGAAGGUCGCUCUGUGUAUGUGACCACAUGUUCAUGCCACAACGCAACGCAAAUCAACGUGAAAUAUUCCCUUUAUAACAACAACUAACUAAACUGUUUCAAACAUUAAUUGGAGUAUUAGGGUCACACUGAAAAUAAAAUCAUAAAAUAGUUCAAUUAUGACGAAAACAAAGCAGAGUCUUAUGAAUGUAAUGUAACAUUACACAUUAUUUCCUGUUAUUGUCACUAUAGUCCCGUAAAAUUACAACUUUUUCUCGGAAUAAAGUGACUUUAUUUUAAUAUUGUUACAAUUUUUUUGUAUUAUUACAAGUUCAUUCCUGUAAAAGUACUAGGGAUGUUCCCAUCAGGAUUUAAAAAAAAUAUAUAUUCUGAUCGGGAUUUUAUGCUACCGAUACCGAUAAGCCAUGAGUGAAAUCGGCCGAUACCGAUAUCAAUACCGAUCACAUACAGUACAUGCAGUGUAAAUGUUUCCAUGUACUACUGGCUAGAUUGGGGGUCACCAAAUGGCCUGAGAUGCUCAGUUUUAUUUCAAGCCAAACAAAGCCGCUGCCUGACGGAUGAUCACAUCGCAAGCCUCAAACUCACCACACCCCGCCAAAUGUUCGGCCCCAAAUGCCACCCCAGUGAGACAUUUUUGAGGCAUGUUUUGCAGAGUCCAAAACUAAUCUCUGGAAGUCCCGCACACAGCAGACAUGCUUGUUCUGUUUAAAUUGGGGUUUUAAAGCAAGUAUCGCCCCAUCGAUCGGAGCACCCUAAUAAUUACGUUUCUUGUAAUAUGUGAAUUAUUAUCCUAUUAAUAUUACACCUUCAUCCCCAAACAUUGAAAACUUUUUCUUGCUAUUUAAUGAUUUAAUUAUCAUACGUUUUUUCCUAUUACAACAAAACCAAAAUCUGUUUACUGUCAAAAUGUUUUGUAUUAAGAUUACAAAUUUAAGGUCAUAAAAUUACAACUUUAUUUUCAACUUGACUUUAUUCUCAUAUGAUUAAAUGUUUUAUGUAUUCAUUCCAAAUUCCAUUCCUGUAAAAAAACCCUUUGUAAUAUUACAAGUUUUAUCCGAUUUCAACUUUAUUCCCAUAAAACAAACCGUUUUUCUUAUAAUAUAAUUUAAUAUUAAUAUUACAAAUUUAGCCACUGCAUUUUUGUGUGUGCGAUGCAGUGACUUGGUUCUUUUUGUUAUUAUUACAAAUGAUACUUAUUUAAUAUAACAAAAUAUGGAUUUAGUACUUGUUCUUAGGACUCAAAUCUUGUAAAUCUGUGACUGUAUUUGUAUUGUAUUAUUAUUAUUAUUAUUUUGUCAUUUUCGCUGUGGCCCUAAUACUCCUUCAUAAGUUUUUUGGUCAGUUUUUUCUAUUUUCAAAAGAAACUUUUCAAUCUGCUUAGUUUGUUUUUCAGCCUCGCUGUGAAGGUGAGGUGUCGAUACGAGCAUUUGCCAGUAGGUGGCAGUGUAAACAAGCUGUAAUGCUGAUCCACAUAAGGAGAGCAGGUGCUAGCAGGCUCCAAAUGCCAAAAUGUCUAUUUUGACUUUAUUUUCUUGCACGUGGGAGCUUUGCAGACGGCACCCAUGAAUUCAGGUUGACGUUGUGAGACCAAUCAGUAAAAAGGGACAGCACAUAUUCAAAUAGGAGCCUACCUCCAGGAGGCAAUAAGACGUCGAGAUACGACAAUGUGACGCUCAAAAGGGAGAGUGUGUAUGGGAACGUCCAAUUUAAUAACCUAUGAAAUGGCUCGUACUGUUAACGCACUAAAACAAUUUUUGUCUGAAUGGCGUUCCGUCUAUAAAAAAAGAAAACAUAUUUGCACUUUUUAAUCCGACGUCGCGAUGUCUUUCCUAUCAAGGCAUGUGGUCUACUUUUCCAAUCUGUAAGAGA
Molecule: messenger RNA, 3279 nt
Organism: Doryrhamphus excisus (bluestripe pipefish)
Lineage: Eukaryota; Metazoa; Chordata; Actinopteri; Syngnathiformes; Syngnathidae
Product: ras-related protein M-Ras
Biological process (GO): signal transduction
Cellular component (GO): membrane
Molecular function (GO): GTPase activity; GTP binding
Source: RefSeq, a predicted model, not a curated record